CCGACUCAGGAGAAGGGGGCACUGGGGCAGUCUCUCCUCUCCUCUCAGCAGUGCCUAAGGUUGGAGCCACCGGGGGAAUUUGGAAGGGAACAGCCCACCAUGUCAUCAUUCAGGGUUUUCCAGAGGGAUAACCAAUUGGCUGCUAGAGUAACAAAUGACAAGUAACCUGACUCCACUGACCCACUCAACCCUGCUUUUGGAGGAUGAAAAGGACCAGCUGCCUGUUCUAAACCAGCGGCACAGGCUUGGGGAUGCAUUUAUAAGAUGGCCGACCAAAGACAGAGGGCCCUGUCGGCAUCUGGCGAAGCGCUAUAUGAGAUUCUCGGCCUUCAGAAGGGAGCGGGCCAUGAAGAAAUUAAGAAAACCUACAGAAAACUGGCACUGAAAUAUCACCCAGACAAGAACCUGGACAACCCAGAAGCUGCAGAAAGGUUUAAGGAAAUCAACAAUGCCCAUACGAUAUUGACGGACCCGUCCAAGAGAAAUAUAUAUGAUAAAUAUGGAUCCCUGGGGCUGUAUGUGGCUGAGCAAUUUGGGGAGGAAAACGUGAACACCUACUUCAUACUGUCAAGCUGGUGGGCAAAGGGCCUGUUUGCCCUCUGCGGACUUUUGACGGGCUGCUAUUUUUGCUGCUGUCUGUGCUGCUGUUGCAACGGCUGCUGCGGAAGGUGUCGCCCUAGACCCUCAGGAGAGAAAGAGGACGACUACUACGUGUCCCCCGAGGAUCUGGAGGAGCAAAUCAAAACGGACAUGGAAAAAGAGGGAGACACCCCGAUAGCCCUCCAGCCGACCAACGCAAAUGAGAAAACCCAGCUCAUCGGGGAUGACCGCCGCAGCUACCGUACAGAUUCGUAGCCCUGGCGAGCCAGCUGGGAGGGCACUGCCAUGGGGCCGGGGCUUUGCCCAGCGGGUACCAGGGAAAAACAGCAACACUGCAAGAUCCCAUAUCUUUUCCCUUUUGGUAGCUUACCAUUAGUCAGGCUAAGGUAAUUGCAAUUUUCUGACCACGCAGAACCUCUCUGAAAAGGGAAUCUCGGAGACACUAAUUCGGUCAAGACAGAUUCCUGGGAAAAGUAUAUUUUUGCUCCCCUUGAGAGAUAUCACAGGAGCACCCUACGCAUGUUUUAUGUUUGAACCACUUCCUCAUCAAUAAACAAGACUGAAAUUAAGCAUCAGAAA
This is a messenger RNA of Ornithorhynchus anatinus (platypus), 1179 nucleotides long. RefSeq names its product DnaJ heat shock protein family (Hsp40) member C5 beta (gene DNAJC5B). The coding region runs from base 265 to 855 and encodes 196 amino acids. The transcript is spliced from 6 exons. NCBI's taxonomy places the organism in Eukaryota, Metazoa, Chordata, Mammalia, Monotremata, Ornithorhynchidae. The record is from RefSeq and is a predicted model, not a curated record.